AGAACCCACAAAUUUGCAGAAGUACUGUUGUUUCUCUACUCCCUAGGCAUAAUGCAUUUUCCCCGUGUGGUUACAAGCUGUGGGUCGUUUACCACACCGGAUCAUAACAAUUAUAAUCCUUCUUUGCAAAUUCCACACGGUCUCAAUCAUGGUGGUGACAAUCUGAGCGCAGUGGGGGAGAAGUAUAAGAAGAAUAUCCAGGCCUUGGUGCCCUCUCAAUCGCAGGUAACGCCCCACUUUCAUCAAUUUCCUAAAGAACAGUGGGUUGGUGGAGGACGAGAAAUGGGCCUCGAAAUGAAACGAUUUGUUCAUGGUGGUUCGGUUGCAUUGCGUUGUUCGUCGUUCAAGGAGAUCCACUCGCUCUCGGAAAGGGUGAGGCGUACUGAAAUGAAUCAAUUGUUUGCAGAAAUGAAUUCCUUGUUGCCAAGUUCAGCUGUUAAGAGAAGUAAGGCGUGCAUAGUGUCAGACAUUGUAGACUACAUUCAAUAUCUCCAGCACCAGUUAGCCCUUCAUUCUAGUCAAAAUGGAGGUCCCAAAUUGCCUCUUAAAACGGGCAGCAGAAGUCCUCGGUUGAAAAAUGAAUCCAUACCAGAAAUGGAGGCUCCCUCUUCUGAUUGUGGUAAAUCUGAUUCGAUGCCAUCCUCAAACACCAAGUCUGUGAACGAAAAUCUCAAUGUGUUCUACAACGGCAAAGACAUUUUUAUUACAAUGAAGUGUGUGAUGAAGGUGAAUGUUCUCACUUCUCUCAUAUAUGCAGUGGAGUCACACAACAUACAAGUAAUCAAUGGCUUCGUUUCUACCACCGAUACAGUAGCAUUUCACUGUCUCCAUGCAAAGGUUACAGAUAUUUUAACUCCAGAGGCGAAAGAAACAUUAUAUGGAAAUCUGAUGAAGCUUAUGAAAUCUGAGUUUAUGAUAAGCUUAAAAUCCGAGUGAAGAAGUCCUAAAGGCUUAUGAAAACAAUAUUUAUUUGUCAGGUCAUUUAAUUAU
Molecule: messenger RNA, 990 nt
Organism: Cryptomeria japonica (Japanese cedar)
Lineage: Eukaryota; Viridiplantae; Streptophyta; Pinopsida; Cupressales; Cupressaceae
Product: anthocyanin regulatory R-S protein
Exons: 3
Coding region: 52-936 (294 amino acids)
Biological process (GO): endosperm development; regulation of DNA-templated transcription
Molecular function (GO): protein dimerization activity; DNA-binding transcription factor activity
Source: RefSeq, a predicted model, not a curated record